Messenger RNA from Galleria mellonella (greater wax moth), 4900 nucleotides. It is a transcript of the gene MFS9, whose product is annotated as vesicular glutamate transporter 1. Gene Ontology annotation, biological process: monoatomic anion transport; transmembrane transport. NCBI's taxonomy places the organism in Eukaryota, Metazoa, Arthropoda, Insecta, Lepidoptera, Pyralidae. The transcript has 11 exons. Gene Ontology annotation, cellular component: plasma membrane. Bases 209 to 1732 code for a protein of 507 amino acids. Gene Ontology annotation, molecular function: transmembrane transporter activity. The record is from RefSeq and is a predicted model, not a curated record.
AUCAAGUCAGUAUAGAGUGAGAGGCGCGGGCGUCGAACGCCGACUUGCCGGCCUCCAAAUUCCAACGGACUCAACUUUAAACACGUGCACCGUAACUUGGACCAUAGUUUAUAUAUGUUAAAGUUUAAUAUAAACUGUGUUUUAGUUUGUGGUAAUAGCGAAAUCGAAGCACAGUGACCUCUUGGCUUGGGUGCAGUGUUGUGCAAAAAUGAAUGAAGACAACACAGUUUCUGAUGACAUGAAGAGGCAGGCUGCUAUGUUCUAUAACUCCACUGAAAGAGAACAAGUAAAAGAGGACCGCACAUCAUCAUGUUUCUUCCGGCAGAGACGUUACGUUGUAGCUCUACUGGCUUUCUUCGGAUUCUUCAAUGUGUACGCACUAAGAGUCAACCUGUCAAUAGCGGUGGUCGCUAUGUCGGAGCCCAUAGAGACUAAACUAGAUAAUGGCACUGUUGUGUUUAUUCCAGAAUUUGAUUGGAGCACACAGACCAAGGGGUUGAUCCUCAGUUCCUUUUUCUACGGCUAUCUGUUCACACAGCUACCGGGCGGCUGGCUCGCUGCUAAAAUAGGAGGUAACAGGCUAUUUGCAGUAGGCAUAGGAGCGACAUCACUGCUCACUUUACUGACGCCACCAUUGGCGUAUACAAGCACAGCCUUGCUGAUAACCGUGAGGGUGGUCGAAGGACUAUUUGAGGGUGUGACGUACCCAUGCAUCCACGCGGUGUGGUCCCGGUGGGCGCCCGCCGACGAACGCGCGCGGCUGGCGACACUCGCGUUCAGCGGCAGCUACGCGGGCACCGUGGUGUCCAUGCCGGUCUGCUCGCUGCUGGCCAAGUAUACGGGCUGGCCUGGUAUAUUCUACGUCUUUGGUAUAUGCGGAUUGGUGUGGACGACCAUAUGGUGGCUGGUCGUGAAGGAAUCACCUGAAAAAGAUCCUCACAUAACGCCGGCUGAACUAAAGUAUAUACAGGACUCUCGAGGGACUCAGGCUGUCGACAGCUCCAAGGUCCGGCACCCAUGGAAGGCGAUUCUGACGUCAGCUCCCGUCUGGGCGAUAGUGAUGGCGCACUUCAGCGAAAACUGGGGCGUCUACACGUUACUCACCUUCUUGCCCACUUUCAUGAAAGAUGUGUUCAAGUUCGAAACAUCGCAAACUGGCUGGGUAGCAGCUAUCCCUUAUCUAGCAAUGGGCAUAAUGUUGCAAGUGGCUGGCCAGUUGUCUGACUGGUUACUGAGAAAGAGUAUCAUGACCAGAACGAACAUUAGGAAACUAUUUAACUGCGGCGCUUUCCUAUCUCAGACAAUAUUUAUGGUGGCCGCGGCGUAUGCGAGUUCUGUGGUCGGAUGCAUCGUUUUCUUAACGAUUGCGGUCGGCCUUGGAGGAUUCGCUUGGUCAGGAUUUGGCGUGAACCAUCUGGAUGUGGCGCCGCCGCACGCGAGCGUGCUCAUGGGACUGAGCAACACGUUGGCCACGCUGCCCGGCAUACUCAGUCCUCCGCUUGCCGGCGCCAUUGUACAGGACAAUACCGCGGAGCAGUGGCGGAUAGUAUUUUUCAUAACCAGCGCCAUCUAUCUUGUUGGCGCGAUAGUCUACGGCAUGUUUGCGUCUGGAGAGAAACAACACUGGGUCCUCGACGCGGAUUCGGACGCGAGCUUCGACACAGAUGGUGCCUCCGUCACUACGGCCAGGGGAUACGACAAUAAAGCUAUGGACAACAAUUCUGAGAUGUAAAUUAUUUAGGACGAAUUUCAUUGAAUUGAGAAAGGUGUGCAAAACUUCAACAGUAGCACCACCUCGUUAUAACGUAAAUAACAGCAAAUAGUUACUAGAAGACUACUUACAAUUGGUAGGGUUGCCAUGUCUUUUUAAAAAAAAUGCUGUAAGGUGAAAAAAAAAAAUGUUGAAUCAUUUGUUUAGUAUUGUCACAAUACAAAGUAUCAUUACACAAGAGCAACUAAUUAACUUAAUAAUAUUAUAAUAUAGUUGUAUUUUUGUCACUUUUUCAUUUAGUUAUGUUAUAAACUAACAUUGCACAACAAAAAAAAAACAUAGGAUUCAGGAACUAAGAAACAAAAGUAAUACUUAAAAAUUAUAUUCUAGCGUCCGACUUUAAUUGCAUCGUGUGCAUAAUUCAGUUGAAUGAAAUCGUUUUUAGGGAAAAAAAAAUAAUCAGAAAAGAAAUACCGCACUGUCCAUACUUCGGUACUUUUAUUAUACCGAGCACCGAACACAGUGCUGAAGUACCAAACGAUUCGGUAGAAUACCAAACACCUGGCAACUCUGGCAGCAAGUGACUUUAAAAAGCAUCCUAUAACAUCGGAAAAACUAAACUUUUUAAUAUUAUUCUACCUAUUACUCUAUCUAUUAGUCAGUACUAAAGAAAAAAUUGAAUUUUAUAUCCACAUUGUUUUACCCUUUCCACAAAGAAGCCUACCGCCAAUUUAUCCUUACGGGGCUAAAGUGGUGGUAGGUUUUCCUGUGAGAUAUUAUUUUGAAAAAGUCCAUAUCCCUGAUUACUUCAAUAAUAUUAUUAUAAUUUCAAUACUGACGAUGAAUAAUAUUCUAACAUUAUUUGACAGAAUACAUUUCAACAAAAUAAUACCUUAGUUAAUGUUUACACAUACAUACACUGGACAGCAAAUAAACCGGGCCACCCGUUACUUUUGAACUCUAGUCCGAUUUUUUCAAAAAGUGUAAUACUUACAAUUGUCAAAGUCAUACCUAUAGAAAGUGCGUUUCAUGACGAUUAUAAUUAAUAGGAACACAUUAUGAUUUAUCAAUUAAUUAAGUGUUUAUUAAGAAUUUUACAAAAAUAGGUCGUUUCCACUCGCGCAAAUCGUUUGUUAUCACCAAGUAAAAAACAAACGGUACUUUAGAUUAAAUUUUAGCCAUUUUGAUCGUCAUGAAACGCAUUUUCUAUAUGACUGGCAGUUCUAAGUUUUAUACUUUCUGAGAAAAUCGGAUUAGAGUUCAAAAGUAGCGGAUGGCCCGGUUUAUUUGCUAUCCAGUGUAUUUUUAAAUACACAAUCGGGACUUAACGCGACGUGGCCACGACGUGGUGCAAUCUACGUCCAAACGUCGGCAAUAAAGAAGCACGUAUGUAAAUACUAUUUACCUUUAAAAACUUUAUCAUCGCGUUAAGCCCCGAUUGUGGAUUUAAUAAUAAUACCUUUACGAUUGGCAGUGAAUCUUCCCCACUAAAUGUUGAUUGCUACGCUCAUACUAAUAGUAAUUAAAUGAAUAUUUAUUCUCUUAUUCACAAAAAUACUAAACCUGUUAUAGACUUGAAGGCGUGAAUUUACUGGGUACAGAGGAAUAACACCUGAGUCCUAAAGAAUAGCAACGCAUGGGGGGUAUCAUGGGCGAAAGAGUAUACUCUGUUAUGUCCAUGGUGCUGCUCAUGUCUAUAGGCGACGGUUACCACUUUCCACCAGGUGGACCGUCAGCUUGUUUGCCAUUCUAAGUAGCAUAAAAAAAAGACCUACUAUAACUAUUUAGCUGUUUUGUCUCUUUUGUAUUAAAUUCUAAAUUUUAAAUAAGGGACAAAACAGUGUUAUAGUUAAAAGAGGUUUGUAUAUUUUAGUUUUUAUGAAUAAUGAUGUUAGUUAAUAGUGUUUAUAACUAAAUAAGAAUUAUUAUCCAAUAGAAGUCCCACUGUUGGGCAUAAUACUCUCCCCAUAAAAUAAGGAUAUUAGCCUAUUAUCAUAGGACCAGCCAGGCAGCUUAUUACAGGGUUUUAUAACAAGUCUUCCUUCACUUGCACUGGUAUAUUAUGGUUUGAAUGUCUAUAGAUAAAAUGUGAUUAUUAACCGACUUCAAAAAGGAGGUUCUCAAGUUGAUUGUAUUUUUUUAAUAUUUGUUACCCCAGAACUCAGUUGUGAAUCGAUUUGGAGAAUUCCUUUUUUUAUCUGAAAUAAAAUACAUAUUGAUCCCAUAUAAGUUUUAACAAAAUCAGUUCAGCAAUUUAAUUUUUAAAUCGAAAUAUGUUUUUUUUUUUUUUAUUAUUAUUAUAUAUUUUUUUUGUAGAUCACAAUUAUUAUUAUUGCUAAUAAGUGCCUCACUUAAACUACCAUACCCUGUGUUUUGAAGAACCAAGCAACAAAUAUUUGGGUUAUCAACCCAGAACAUCUUCAAUUAAAAUUUGUAUUCACACUUCGUCCACACAUAGAUGUUUAUAUUUAUAAAUUGACCUGUAUAUAAGAUUUUCUAUGUAUUAUAUAGACUAUUGCUUAUUUGUGCCGUCCUGUAAGUCUAAUUUUAUUUGUCCAAGCUCCUAUUUUAAAGAGCAAUCAUUUUUUAUUUGUAAUUGAUAUAUCAUAAAAUCCUUGACUUAUUUAAAAAAUUGUUUCACCUAUAGAAUCGGCGAAUAACAUAUGCUAUAUACAAUAUUAUGUUUUUAAAAAGAGAUCUCUUUGAAAAUUACAAUAAUAUAACCCAAAUUAUAAAAAAAUUGCCUUUUAAAGCUAAUAUAAAAUACUUAAAUAUAAUAUAAAAUAAUUUGUUUAUCUAUCUAUCCUUUGCAAAACCGGGGCACAUCGCUAGUAUUUUAUAAAUCUGUUUUAGACUAUAUUUUCACAUACAUCACAUAAACAGAAAUUAUUACAUAAAUGUGAAUAUUGCUGACAUGAAUUUAAAAUAUUAUUCACAUAAGUGAAGGAUCUUAAUAUCCUAAAAGGAGUUUUAGUUAAAUGGUAUUAGUGAAUUAUGUCUACAUGGAAUGUGUAAGCGAUUAUAUGCUAUAUUGCUUAACGCAUGUGAUAUAUUUUAGUGUAAACAAUUUCUAGUGUUAAGUAUAUUAAUUUUAGAAUAAAAGAUGGUGUUUGUAUAUUGGACGUUCCUUGUAAAUUAUUUUAUACAUGUUUUUGUGAUGGAUAUUGUAUUAAACAAUUUAGAAAUAUA